CUAUACACAUUCUUACAUUGUGUCACAAUAGCCAAAAUGCAGACCUGCCUGUCUCGUCGCGGUGUGUUCGGUGCCUCCGGCAAGGCGAGCCGCAAGGCGGUGGUCGUCCGUGCCGAGGCCAUCAGCGUGCCCGCUCCCUUCACCAAGGUCGCUCCCAAGGGCGAUCGCGUGCUGGUCAAGGUUGCUGAGGAGGAGGUGAAGACUCGCGGCGGCAUUCUCCUGCCUCCCUCAGCUAUCAAGAAGCCCACUUCCGGUGAGGUGGUCCAGCUGGGCGAUGGCCGCGUUGGCGACGGCGAGGUCCGCCCCUUCUACCUGCAGCCUGGUCAGACCGUGGUCUACAGCAAGUUCGGGUUCAUGUACCAGGACCUGAAGCUGUCCAACGGCGAGGAGUACAUCCUCAUCCGUGAGGACGACGUCAUCGGCAUCAUGCCCCGCGCCAACGCCCAGGCCGACGACGUGCCUGAGCUGCAGCCGCUGGCUGACCGCGUGCUGAUCAAGGUGGAGGAGGUGGCGGACGUGACCAUGGGCGGCGUGUUCCUGCCGGAGACCGCCAAGGAGCGGCCACUCAGCGGCACCGUGGUCCGCGUGGGCCCCGGCAAGUACGACAAGGACGCGGAGGGCAAGCGCCGGACCGUGCCGCUGGCCCCCGGCGACAAGGUGCUGUACUUCAAGUACGCGGGCGACAACAUGGAGACCCCCAGCGGCGACAAGUUCGUGGUGCUCCGCAGCGACGACGUGCUGUGCAAGGCAUAAGGCAGCUAGCUGGUGAGCUAGCUAGUUAGCUUCUUGCUUUGUAUUCAGCUGGCGUCUGCUCAGCAAUGCAGCAGUGCGGCAGCGCGUGGGGGAGACGCGAGGUAGGCGCAGCGCGCCGUGUGUGGUGGCUGCAAGCGAGGGAGCAGGAUGGGAGGGAGAGCGGCGGUGGAGGAGGAGGAGGAGGAGGAGGUUGGCAUGGAGCCGCUGAAGCUCUGGUGCCAGUGACCGGCACCAAAGUAUUUGUGGGCGAGCAACAAGCAGGCGUUGACUUCGCGUGUGAAAGCCAGACCCGCAGUUGAUAAUUCAUGCAGUGCAAUGGCGUUGGGCUCCACAAUUGGGGGUAGGAUUGCGUAAUGGCCAAGCAGAAGCUCGGCAGGCACACGCUCCUCGGUGGCCAGGUCACUACAUUGUUAAACGCUGCCGCAUGGAUGUGAAGGAUGUCAUCCGAGAGGAGAGGAUGCAAGCCGCGGGUUGCGGAUGAAUGGGUAUGACAUGAAUGCGUUGGCCCUUGGCACGAUCCGAGGGUUAAACCAGGUUAAACAGUCCUGAGGGCCUUUCUGACUUGAGUUCGGGGUGUGGAGGGCUUCGAGCUGCAUCACCGGCAUUACUGUUGUGUGUAACCAAGGUCUUCA
Chlamydomonas reinhardtii is the source of this 1385-nucleotide messenger RNA. RefSeq lists its product as uncharacterized. NCBI's taxonomy places the organism in Eukaryota, Viridiplantae, Chlorophyta, Chlorophyceae, Chlamydomonadales, Chlamydomonadaceae. The transcript is spliced from 5 exons. Gene Ontology annotation, molecular function: metal ion binding; protein-folding chaperone binding; protein folding chaperone. The coding region runs from base 37 to 753 and encodes 238 amino acids. Gene Ontology annotation, cellular component: chloroplast; mitochondrial matrix. The record is from RefSeq and is a predicted model, not a curated record.